This is a messenger RNA of Astyanax mexicanus (Mexican tetra), 2127 nucleotides long. It is a transcript of the gene ccn4a, whose product is annotated as cellular communication network factor 4a. Gene Ontology annotation, molecular function: heparin binding; integrin binding. The record is from RefSeq and is a predicted model, not a curated record. Bases 170 to 1249 code for a protein of 359 amino acids. The transcript is spliced from 5 exons. Gene Ontology annotation, biological process: cell adhesion; signal transduction. Gene Ontology annotation, cellular component: extracellular region; extracellular matrix. Lineage: Eukaryota; Metazoa; Chordata; Actinopteri; Characiformes; Acestrorhamphidae.
AGGGACUGGGAGGAGUGGUGUGGAGAGGGACUGUAGAGAGGGAGGUGGAGGGAGGCCUGUCAGCCUGCAGUGUGAAUGGGAGCUGACUGGGAACAGACUGGACCUGCAGCAGCAACAGCAGCAGCUGGUUCUGAAUGAAGCUCAAUGACUCAAGCCCUCUGGAUCCGUGAUGAGGUGGCACCGGCCCUGGCUUCUGUUAGUUUCCAGUUUACAGCAGGCCUUCUGCCAGACUUCCUCCAUGGUGCCAGUCAUGCCAGAGCCCACCGAUCUUGAGCCGUACAACCGCACUCAGUACUGUAAAUGGCCCUGCUCAUGCCCCGAAACACCCCCGAGCUGCCCGCCAGGAGUCAGCCUGAUCACAGACGGCUGUGAUUGCUGCAAGGCCUGCGCCAAGCAGGUGGGGGAGGUGUGCAACGAAGCGGACAACUGUGACCAUCAUCGCGGCCUCUACUGCGAUUACAGCUCAGACAAGCCUAGGUACGAAAAAGGAGUGUGUGCAUAUCUGCUUGGCUCGGGCUGUGAGCACAAUGGUGUAAUCUAUCGCAAUGGGCAGAGCUUUCAGCCCAGCUGUAAAUACCAGUGUCUCUGUGUGAACGGGGCCAUUGGCUGCGUGCCGCUGUGUAACGAGUGGCAGCCCCCCCGGGUGUGGUGCCAGACGCCCCGCCGGGUAAAGAUCCCAGGCCAGUGCUGUGACCAAUGGAUCUGUGAGGAGUCCAGGAGAGGGCGCAAGACUGCACCAAGGCACGCCAUGGCAGCUCUCUCCAGUGGAAAAGACAACUGGCAGCAGAACUGCGUGACCCAGACCAGCUCCUGGAGCCCCUGCUCCAAGACCUGUGGCCGAGGGGUGUCCUUACGCAUCACCAACGCCAACAAGCAGUGUCGGAUGGUCAAAGAGAGAAGACUCUGCAACCUGAGACCCUGUGAAGUGGACAUCACCAAGCACAUCAAGCCUGGAAAGAAGUGCCUAAACAUCUACAGAGAGGAGAACCCCACCAACUUCACCAUCUCAGGCUGCACUAGCAAGAAGCUCUACAGGCCCAAGUACUGCGGCGUCUGCACAGACGAACGCUGCUGCAUCCCUUACAAGUCUAAAACAGUGCAGGUGGAGUUCCAGUGUCCUCGCGGAGGUGUGAUUACCUGGCAGGUGAUGUGGAUUAAUGCCUGCUUCUGCAACCUCAGCUGCAAGAACCCCAACGACAUCUUCGCAGAUCUUGAGCUGUACUAUGAGAACCGUGAGAUUAUGAACUGAAUUCUCAACAGGUUGCUUUUUUAUAUCGGCUCCCAAUUUUGGAGCACAGUAAAGCCAAUAUUGAUACAUGAGAUACUUUAAUGAAAUACACAAUGUGCAGCACAACCUACACUCACUUGAAUUGAGGUACAUAUAUUCAUUUUCAUAGUGUUUCGGUGCUAAUUAUAUGUUAAAGUUUUGUCAAAGUUAGUAUAAGUAAUAAAUAAAGGACACAAAAUUCUGGAUGGGGUUAUACUGUGUAUGUACAGCAUUUUAUUGUGAUUCCUCUUAUAUACGCCCUUUGACAUUUUCCUAAUGGAAAGAAAUGGAAUAUUAUAUUAUAUAUAUUAUAUUUCCAUGAGUACUCCUUUAUUUCCUGAAAAAUAUUUAUCAUAUUAAUAUCAGCUAUUUUUGAGCAAAAGAAGGCCUGACCAGUUUGCACGUUUGAAUAUAAGUUGUAAGUAUUAAAUGUGUAAAAAGGAGCUAAAUAUAUUAUUGAUUUUAUCGCUUGUACUUAAGCUUUAACUUAUUCAUGAGAGUGUAAAGUGUAAAAACUGUAGCAUAUGACUUGGUAUGAUGUAAUGAAAUGAAGUGAUGAUUGGUGAUGAUUUGUUAUGUUUUUAAUUUUUUUAUUUUAUUGGGACAGAUUUUUAACGCCAAGGUUGUGUCCUUAUCAUAUCUAUCCCAUAAAACUCAAGCAUGAAAGGUCCAGUUUUGCACAGACCUGACAUUGCUUUUAUAUGAACUUGUGGUCAUUUAUUGGCCUUUUAUUGAGCAAACAUUCAAUUUGUUAAAAAUAACCAGUCAGACCAAAAAAGGGCAGAGUUACAUGUUUUUUAUUUUCUUUUUUAAAUAAAUACAAACUGUUAUCCCAUUAAAAAUGUAUAGUGUGAUCUGCA